Molecule: messenger RNA, 423 nt
Organism: Stylonychia lemnae
Lineage: Eukaryota; Ciliophora; Spirotrichea; Sporadotrichida; Oxytrichidae
Source: the annotation of a GenBank genome assembly
AUGAGCGUUAGACUUCCUGAGAAAAAUAGAGACAGAAAGAAGGUUUCUAGAGGAGGAACAGUACUAAGUGGAAGCAAGGAUAGUAAUAAAAUACUGACAAGGGAUAUUCUAAAGUCGUUUGAAAAAUCUACAUCUAGCUCCGCACAAUAAAAGACCUAUGACUUUUUAAAACGAAAUGAGGCUGAUAGACCCGAUCACUCCGAGCUUAUUUCUGCGAUUGACGAGUCCUUCGAAUUCGAUAAUAAAUAUGCCUCACUCUCCAAAGAUGAGAAAGUUCUAAGAAGUCGAAGCUAAGAUUUAGUUGCAUUUUCAAAGAAGUCAUAAGAAUAUUAUCAAUCUAGAACGAAGACUCCGAAACUUGAAAUUUAAGAUGGAGUUAAUUAGCAGAAUUCAGAUGAAAUAACUAAGUUCAUUUUCCAAUGA